ACAGCUCCCAUGACGUCGUAGUUGCCGUCCACUCAGCUUCCAAAACCAUACUGUCCUGCCUGGUGUGCUGGAUAGUUACCUCUUUUCACCAACUUAUACUGAGUUAGUUUGCACCAACGUUUCUAUUCGUCUGCGAGAUGGAACUCUGCUUGUAUUUACCUUUGUAUAAUAAGCAACACGUGCCAUUUUCUCUUUCUCAUUGAAUAGAUGUACAAUUACUAUAGGGUCUAAAGCUAUGCGUUGUUACGGUGGCGUAUAGCUGAGGUUGCGUUAUUGAUUGACUAGCGCCAGACAUGGCUUCCGCAGUCAGCCGACGUCACUCUGUCACGCUACUAGCACCAAGUGGAAGGGAGCAACCUGUGGUACUUGUGGUCGCGCGGGAGGGCGUACGCCUUACAACGGUGGAUGGGAAGGAUAUCAAUAUUUUUGCCUAUGAGGCCAUUAGGAAAUGGUUGCCGUCCAACCUCCGGAGCAAGAAUCCAGGGCCGGAAGACUGCUUGGACCUCCAAAUCGAGACGGACAAGGGGCCUCGUGACCUCCGCAUGCGCUGCGCGAGCACCUUGGCCGUCAAGCAGCUGAUGAAGGACUUGCGCGAUACCGUGGAGGCCAUCAUGCGCGACCUGGACGACCGCCAGAUCGAGCAGCAGGACCGCCUGCAGCAGCAGCAGGACCAACAGGCGGCCGCGGCGGCACAACUGCAGCAGCAGGCGGCCCGCGCAAAGCAGCAGCAGCAGCAGGCCCCAUCCGUGCCGGAGGUGCCCAUCCCGCCGCAACCCGCCGCUGCCUCAGCAGCAGCCGCACCAGCUCCCGCCGCUGCCCCCACCACCCAGGCCGGCCCCCGCACCGCUGACCCCGCCGCCACCAAACGCAGCAACGCGGAGACGCAGACCCUGGUGGACCAGCAGCAGCAGUCACCACCACAGCAGCCCCCCGCUGACGCCACUACCACCACCACCACCACAACCAGCGGCUCCUCCACCCCCGGCGACCGCCGCCCCUUCCAGCCCACCACCCUCACCGCCGCCGCAGCCUCCCCCUCCGCGCCUCCCUCCCCGCUGCUGGUCCACACCGGCCCCGGCGGCGGGGUGGCGCAGCUCUUCGUGGCGCACCCCACCGGCAUCGCACUGCCCGUGGGCGCCCGCGGGGUGGCGGCUCCCACCCUGAUGGAGGGACUGCACCAGGCCACGGUCGUGCCUGUCGUACCCGCCAGCGGCACCUUCGGGUACGAGUACCUGGACACGUACGGCAUGCCCGGAGGCGAGGGCGGCGGCGGCGAGUUGGAGGUGGCGGACCGCGUGUCCUCCCAGGCGCCCGCCUUCUUCAACGCCAUGUUCCAGCAGGCCCGCGCCGCACUGCCGGGGUACGGCAUGCCGCCGCCCGCCUCGCCGCCAAUGUCGCCGUACGGCAACCCCGCGGCAGGCGGCUACUACCCUCACUCGUACGAGCAACCUCGCCAACCGCCGCCGCCGCAGCAGCACUAUUAUGGCGGCAUGAGCAUGCCUCCGCCUGCUCCACCCCCUCCCCACCCUCAUCCUCCCCCUCCGCCGCCUCACAGCCCGCACAUGUACCAGCACCCGCAGCACCCACCGCCGCACCCGCACUACCAGCAGCCCCCGCAGCGUGCCAGCAGCCAACGCGCCUGGGGCGGCCCCGCAGGCGCCCGCGACCGCCCGGCUCGCCGCUCUGAACCCGACCCCACCUCGCCCGCUCGCCGGCGGGUGGAGUUCACGGGGGUGGGCCCCGAGGCCGCCAGCGACGGAGAGUACGGCGAGUACGAACAUGGCGGUGGAGGUGGCGGAAGUGGAGUUGGCAGGAGCCGCUUCCCGCGGCAGCCCAGGGGCCGCCCCAGCCCCCGGGCUCGGUUCGAGGAGCCCGGCGGCAGCGAGGACAGCCGGGGGGGAGGCAGCGCGGAGGAGGCGGAGCAGGCCGGGGCCGGGUACAACGGGGAGGAGGAGGAGGCGGCUGGCGAGGGACGCGAUGUCGCCGCUGCCGCCACCAUCACCACUGGCAGUGGGGGUGGUGACCUGGCGGCUCAGGUGCGGUUCCUGGAGGGUCUGGUGGCUCGGCUGUCCGCGGAGGUAUCCCGCAGGGGCGGGGCGGUGUCCCCGGAGAGGGCGACAGCGGCGGCGCUGGCCCUGGCGGGGGCGGACGGCGCCACGGCACUGCCCCCCGCAGCUGCACCGGGUGCUGCGGAUGGCACCCCGGCAGGAGCGGCAGCAGCGGCAGCGGACCCCCUGGAGGCUGGUGUGAUGCUGGCAGGCGGGGGUGGUGGUGCCGGUGCGGAGGCGCUGGGGGGUGCAGCAGCCGGGGCCGCCUCGGUGGUGCUUGGCGACCAGAAACUGCUGGGUCCGCUGCUUGCCGCGUACGACAGCCGUGUGGAGCAGCUGGAGGGGGAGCUGAGGGCGCGCACGGAGCAGGUGCAGGCGCUCAAGACGCAGGUGGACGAGGUGGUGGAGGAGAACGACCGGCUGCGGGCGGACCUGGCGGCCGCGGCGGAGGCGAGGGACGCCGCGCAGGCGCAGGCCAGCAGUGCGGCCGCAGCGGCAGCAGCAGCCAACAGCGCCGCCGCCGCCGCUGCCGCCGCCAGCUCGGGCAGUGGUGAGGAGCUGGAGCUGCUGCGGAGGGAGAACGAGCUGCUGCUGGCGCAACAGUCCCACAUGGACGCCGAGAUGCAGCGGCUGCACGCGCAGCUGCAGGAGCGGGCGCAGGAGGCCAUGCGGCAGGGGCAGGAGCAGGCCACACUCAUGGCGCAGGCGCAGCAGGCGAAUGCCAAGGCGCAGGAUGCCGAGGUGCGCGCCUCCAAGCUGUCGGAGGCGCUGCGGGCCGCGGAGGCCAAGGCGGCGGCGCUGGCGGCCCAGGCGGCUCGCAACAAGGCGGCGGCGGAGGAGGCGGCUGCAGCGGCUGCCACCAGCAAGGCCGCCCUGGAGGAGCUCCGCGCGCUGCACUCGCAGCUGCAGUCCGAGGCGGCGGCCGCGCAGCAGCGCUACAAGGCGGCCAGCGAGGGCGCCGCGGCGCUGCAGCUGGAGCUGAGCACUGCGCGGGAGCGGGGCGACGUGCUGGCGGGGCAGCUGGCGGCGGCGCAGCGGGAGGGCGACACGCUGCGGGCGGCGCUGGGCGGCGUGGAGGGCAAGCUGACGGAGCUGCAGAGGAGGGAUGCGGAUGUGUGGAGCCGCGUGAAGGAGGCCAUGUCCGCCGCGGAAGAGGCGCGGCUGGCUCGCGACGGCGCGCUGGCUCGCUGCGGCGACCUGGAGCGCCAGGUGGAGCUGGCCAACACGCGGCUGGCAACCGUACGACAGGCCACUCGCGACGCGGUGAUGGACGAGUUCAGCGGCCAGCUGGCGGCGGCGCAUGCGGCGGCAGCACAGGUCCGAGACGAGCUGGCCGCGGCGCACGCCUCCGUGUCCGAGUGGCGCGCGAGGGCGGAGCGGCUAGAGCGGGACCAGGCUAGCCUCACGGCUGAGCUGGCGGGCCUGCGUGAGGACACGGCGGCGGCGCUGGCGUCCAAGAGCCGCCUGGGGCUGGCCUCGCUGGGGGCCAUGGAGAAGGUGGCCACCCUGGAGCGCGAGCGCGACGAGGCGGUGGCCAAGCUGGAGAGCGCGCAGCGGAAGGCGGAGCGGGCGGCGCGGGACUGGCAGCUGGAGCGGCAGACCGUGGAGCACACCCUGCGCGGCCUCAAGUCCACCAUAUCCGAGCUGGAGGGCGGCCUCAGCGCCGCGCGGGCGGAGGCCGCCACCGGCAGGCGGCAGCUGGAGGCGGCGGGGCGGGAGCUGGCGGCGGCGCGGGCGGCGCGGCAGCAGACGGAGGCGGACCUGAGGCAGCAGCUGGCCGCGGUGCGGUCGGAGCGGGACUCGGAGGUGCGGCAGCUGGCGGGCAAGCUGGAGGCGCAGGCGGCGGCAGCGGGGGCGGCGGCGGCGGAGGCGGAGCGGCUGCUGAGCAGCAAGCAGGAGGUGCUGGCCAGGUGGCGAGAGGAGGCGCAGACGCUGGCUUCCCGCAUGGAGUGCGCGCUGGCGGACCACAAGCGCGAGAUGGCGGCCCGGGCGCACGAGGCGGCGGAGCUGCGGGGCCGCUGCGAGGCGCUGGCGGCGGAGAACGGCGAGCUGGCGGCCAGUGCGGCGGAGCUGGAGGGCAAGGUGGAGGAGCUGCACUCGCAGCUCUCCGACGCCCUCGCCCGCGCCGACCUGGCGGCCGCGCAGCUGUCCAGCGCCGGCAGCCGCGAGGCGGAGCUGCAGGGCGAGCUGCGGGCGCUGCAGGCGCUGCUGGAGCGCAGCCAGCUGGAGCGCAGCCAGCUGGAGCGCAGCCGCAUGCAGCGGGCUCACGACCCGCUCACCGCCCGCUACGACGCGCUGAAGAAGGACAUCCGGCAGACAGUGGCC
Molecule: messenger RNA, 4373 nt
Organism: Astrephomene gubernaculifera
Lineage: Eukaryota; Viridiplantae; Chlorophyta; Chlorophyceae; Chlamydomonadales; Astrephomenaceae
Source: the annotation of a GenBank genome assembly